Messenger RNA from Tachysurus vachellii, 955 nucleotides. Its product is annotated as zinc finger protein with KRAB and SCAN domains 2-like. The record is from RefSeq and is a predicted model, not a curated record. The transcript is spliced from 3 exons. The coding region runs from base 55 to 867 and encodes 270 amino acids. Gene Ontology annotation, biological process: positive regulation of DNA-templated transcription. NCBI's taxonomy places the organism in Eukaryota, Metazoa, Chordata, Actinopteri, Siluriformes, Bagridae. Gene Ontology annotation, cellular component: nuclear body.
AUAAAGCGCGACACCAUAAACACAAAAACAGACGCCAUUUUUUUGGGAAAAAACAUGGAGAAAACGGAGCCGUGGCAAAACAAGGAGACGAAGACGCUGAUCGGGAUCUGGUCAGAAGAUGGGGUACAGCGGGAGCUGGAAGGUACUGUAAGAAAUCAGAAAGUGUUUCAGAAAAUCUCCCAGCGCAUGUGGGAACUGGGUUACAACCGCAGCCCUGAUCGAUGUCGAGUGAAAAUAAAAAAGCUUAAACAAGAUUACAGAAGGCUGAAAGAGUACAAUAAAAGGAAUGGGAUGAACCCCAAAACAAAUCAGUGGUACGAGGCGUUGGAUGCUGUUUUAGGACACAGGAGUGUUACUGAGACCUCAACAAGCUCACUGCUGGAGUCUGUGAUGAAGUGUAACAGUGUGGAGGACAGAGCUGACACUGAUGAUGAGGAUGGCUUGUCAGUUUGUAUUGAUAAUGCAGAUGAUAGGAACAGACCCAGGAUCAGUUCUCCAGAACUUCCAGUAACGUUACCCCUGUCUCCAGGACUGUCCUCUCUUGGGUCCAGUAACAUUACAGCCGAGGAGCCCCGAGUUAACCUGCCCCGUAUCAGAGGAAAACGGAAACGAGGACACUCAAACCACAUUGACUCUAUGAGGGAGAUCUUCCUCAUGUCUGAGGAUCGUGAAGACAGAAGGCAACGAGUUCAGCAGGAAUUUGAAGAAAGACGACUUCAAGUUCUGCAGGAGUUGGAACAUUCAGCUGGGAUUCGAGAGGCAGAGUUGAUCAACACCCUGGCACAGUUUAACCAAGGACUGCUUAGUGUCAUGGGGCAGCUAGUGUCAGUCAUGGCCAACAACCACAGCCCUCAACCGCCACCUUAAAACUUUGAAUUGUUAUAAUUGACAGGACAAUUAUUGAAUGCAGUUACUUGUUUAUAAUUAAAUAAUAAUUAUAAUGUUCUUUUCAGUA